AUGAUAGAACGGAACCACUUUGAGGAAGGCCCCACGCCCCGUCCUCACCAACCAUGGAUCGAGACUCCCUUGGUGGAAUCAACGGUCUUGUCCAAGAUUGCUGGCUGCCGCAUCUUCCUUAAGCUCGAGAAUCUGCAGCCCUCAUCGUCGUUCAAAUCCCGAGGCAUCGGCAACUUGAUGCUCCAGUCCAUUGCAGACCGAGAGGCCGAGUCGUUCUCUCGCUCAACCGACACAAAUAGACCCCUACAUUUCUACUCCUCGUCAGGCGGGAAUGCCGGUCUCGCGUGCGUCACAGCCGCCACAUCACUAGGCUACGCCUCAUCCGUCGUCGUGCCGCUCAACACAGACGACGCGACGAUCGCCAAACUACGCGCUGCAGGCGCCACCGAGGUCCUCUCCCACGGCGACAGCUGGUUCUUCGCCGACCAGUACCUCCGCGAGACGAUCAUCCCCGCAGCCGAAGCGAGGGGCGAGCAAGGCGUGUAUAUCCACCCCUUCGACCACCCCGCGAUCUGGGCCGGCGCGGGCACCAUGGUCGAGGAGAUUUCGAGGCAGAUGCCUUGUGGCGAGAGACCCGACGCGAUCGUCUGCUCCGUCGGUGGCGGCGGAUUAUUCUCCGGCAUCAUGCACGGAGUAGACCGUGUGGGUUGGGGCAACGACGUAUGCGUCCUGCCCGUCGAGACUCGCGGCGCGGACUCCCUCGCCCAGUCGCUGCAGCAGGGCCAGCUCGUCACCUUGAAGGGGAUCACCUCCGUGGCCACGUCGCUUGGGGCCAUCCGUGUGGCGGAGAAUGCGUUCGUCCAGGCGCAACGACCAAAUGUGACGCCUGUGGUGCUCGAUGAUGCCGAGGCGUGUGCCGCGUGCUGGCGGUUUCUUGAUGACGAGAGGAUGCUUGUCGAACCGGCCUGCGGGGCGAGCAUUGCUCUCGCGUAUGCCGGCCGGUUGAAGCACUACUUGAAGGACAUCGCGCCGGGGAGUAAAGUCGUGAUUGUGGUCUGCGGGGGGAGCAAGAUCUCGCUGGACGUGCUGAAUAAGUAUAAGGACACGUACAGCGAGAGGAGUGAGGAGUUGGCCAAGCAGUAUGUCUAG
Cladophialophora yegresii CBS 114405 is the source of this 1089-nucleotide messenger RNA. RefSeq lists its product as uncharacterized. Gene Ontology annotation, biological process: L-threonine catabolic process; L-serine catabolic process. The transcript has 2 exons. The record is from RefSeq and is a predicted model, not a curated record. Lineage: Eukaryota; Fungi; Ascomycota; Eurotiomycetes; Chaetothyriales; Herpotrichiellaceae. The coding region runs from base 1 to 1089 and encodes 362 amino acids. Gene Ontology annotation, molecular function: L-serine ammonia-lyase activity; pyridoxal phosphate binding; threonine deaminase activity.